Messenger RNA from Silurus meridionalis, 1350 nucleotides. RefSeq names its product olfactory receptor 4Q2-like. The record is from RefSeq and is a predicted model, not a curated record. Lineage: Eukaryota; Metazoa; Chordata; Actinopteri; Siluriformes; Siluridae. The transcript is spliced from 3 exons. Gene Ontology annotation, cellular component: membrane. Gene Ontology annotation, biological process: G protein-coupled receptor signaling pathway. Gene Ontology annotation, molecular function: G protein-coupled receptor activity; olfactory receptor activity. Bases 1 to 1350 code for a protein of 449 amino acids.
AUGUACGGGCCGGACGAACCCAGCGACUCAGAAACAAUCAUUCCUCCCGCACUCAUCCUGGGGCCCAUCGUUUGGGAUAUCGACCGAGAAAUACGCACGGCAUCCCUCCACGAGGUCACGUGGGUCCUCAGUUCACGUCUCGGGUCUGGAGAGCGUUCUUCAAACUCCUGGGAGUCUCACCAGGACCAAGGAGAGUGGUGUCGGUUCUUGCCUUGGGCGGAAUACGCUCAGAACUCGCUUCGCCAGGACAUGACGGGACUCACCCCGUUCCAGUGUGUGCUGGGGUUCCAGCCGCCCCUGUUCCCCUGGUCGGAUGAGCCCAGCAACGUGCCCGCAGUGGAUUACUGGUUCCGGGAGAGCAGUAGAAUCUGGGAGUCGAUGACUAGCAAUACUGAAACAUUGAACAAAAACUACACAAGCAACAUUCCUGAUAUUGUCCUCCAAGGAUUCACAGGAAUCCCUGAUGUUUAUAAUGGAUUGGUAGGAACAUUUUUCUUCUUCAUUUAUCUUAUGCUGGCAUCGGGUAACAUUUUCAUCCUUGUAUUUGUGGCAUGUGAAAAAAGUCUGCAGAAACCAACGUACAUCAUCUUCUGUAAUCUUGCACUAUCAGAUCUUGGAUUUGGAACUACAACUCUACCUAGAAUCAUGGCUAGGUACUGGAUGUCACAGAAGAUCAUGUCAUUCAAUGCUUGUUUAACACAAAUGUUCUUUGUUCAUUACUUUGGGGCUUGCAGCUCAUUUUUAAUGGCGUUAAUGGCCCUUGAUCGAUUUGUUGCCAUAUGCAACCCACUGAGGUACCCCGUUCUGAUUAAGAAUUCCACUAUUGCGAUUCUUUGUUCAGUGCUUUGGAUAGGAAACCUUGUCCAGCUUUGUGUAAUUGUUUUACUUACCCUCAGUGUGCCUUAUUGUGGCCCAAAUAUUAUAAAUCGGUGCUACUGUGACUUUUCUUCAAUAACUAACCUAGCAUGUGCAGACAUAACAGUCAUCAAAACAAUUAGUACAUCUAUUGCUAUGACAGUGCUGUGGGGUCCUUUAUUUUAUAUUAUUUUUUCUUAUGUGGCUAUCAUUAUAUCUGUAAUGAAAAUCUCAAAUAAAGAGGGACGAUAUAAAACCUUCUUAACAUGUACUCCACAGCUGUUAAUCAUCUGUCUGUACUAUCUUCCCAGAAGUUUUGUGUAUGUUGCAUUUGUUAUUGGGUUUCAUUUUGAAACAAACCUUCGUGUUGCAUUGGUAAUGAUGUACAGCCUUUUCCCAACCCUCAUCAAUCCACUUAUAUACUGCUUUAGGACAAAAGUAAUUAAAGACACAUUAUUGAGAAAAUAUAAGCAAAGACAGACAAGGGUAAAAUAA